UGAUGGAGUGAGACACAUGCCUCUUUGUGAAGUUAGUGUUUAACACCGCGGGCGCGAUGUUGCAGAGUGACAUGUGCAGGUACAAUUUAAGGAAGUAGAUGCACAUGUAGAGUCUGUGAAAAAGUUUUUUUCUAAGUCGCGAAGAUAUAAAUUGAUAACUUAUCAAUGCUUAUUUUUGAGUAGCAUAUAACUUUUAGGAAAACGUAAGGAGAUUAUAUGAGUUCGUGACUGGAAGAGGAUCCGCUCUCUGCGCGCUGACGCACGGCACAGGUGCGCACCCGCCAAGCUCCACACGUUUGUUGUGUUAAGACUCUGCAGUCCAGCUGAGGAGAACUGUCAUGGAGAAAUCGAAAAACUUCAGAAUCGACGCCCUGCUCGCUGAUGAGACCAACCGGGUGAGCCGAGACGUCUCCCCCGGUUUGAGCAGCGACAGCCCGGCGGGCAGCCCGGUCUCCUGCCGCCGCGCGGACACCCCGUCUCCGCGGGCCGCACAACUUCAAGGAAUAAUCCACAAACCGGGUGUCCUAAAUCUCCCGCAUCCAGGACUCGCUUCAAUCCCCGGCAUGUAUCCCGCACCCAUGUACCCGCUAUCCGCGCUGGGUGGCCAGCACCCUGCGUUCGCGUACAGCGGCUUCACGCAGCUAACACAGACCUACCCAGAGCACCUGAAGGCGGCCGCCAUGGCGGGGUCUCUGCCCCUGGAGCACUGGAUCCGCGCCGGGAUCAUGAUGCCUCGACUGCCAGAUUACAGCACAGGCCCUCAGUCUGGUUUGUUGGGGAAGUGCAGGAGGCCCCGCACCGCUUUCACCAGUCAGCAGCUGCUGGAGCUGGAGAACCAGUUUAAGCUCAACAAGUACCUGUCCAGACCCAAACGCUUCGAAGUGGCCACCUCACUCAUGCUGACUGAGACACAGGUUAAGAUCUGGUUCCAGAACCGGAGGAUGAAGUGGAAACGCAGCAGGAAGGCGAAGGAGCAGGCCAGUGCCUCGGCCCAUUCUGAGGCACAGCGACUACGCAGUGGAGGAAAAACAGCCACCGACAAAUCGGAGGAGAGCAGAAGAGCUGUGAGUCCAGAGGACAGAGGGAUAGAUCUCGAUCUGGAGGAUGGAGAGGAGGAGGAAGAGGAAGAGGAGGAGGAAGAAGAAGAGGAGGAGGAAGCCCAGCAUGGUUUUCCUGUUGGGAUGCCGCGAUCCACGGACUUCUUGCAGCGCAGCACCGACGUUGGCUAUAGUCCUCACAGUCCUUUCUCUGAUGAGGAGCUGGAGGGGGUGCAAGUAGGAGGAGGUGACAGGAAGAUCGGGGCAGGACUGUGAACAGACACCCAGGAAACACUGGUUUGAUUUCCUGAGUGUCACAGAGACAUUACACUGGGACAUGUCUGUGUUUGUGGGCACUCGAGAAGACAAUUUCCAAACACACACAAAUGACACAAAUACACUGUAUAAACUAUCUGUGAAUAAAGUCAUCUGUAAGCACUGUACAUUUUGUAGCAUGCCGAGAAAAAAAAGGUGCUCAUUUCCUCCCUAAAUUUAGCUGUCUUCAUGCCAAUCACCUUCUGGUCAUCGUUGCUCAUCCGCUGACAGCUGGAGCUCCACCCAGUGAACAUGGGUUCAUAGAUGGAGACAAGUCAUGCAUUCAGACAGCGUGAGAAUGUACAGCAGCUGCAGCCUCCACUGCAUCAUGAAAACAAAAUCAAACAAGCUGUGUGAUGUGACUGAAGAAACAAUACACGCUUAACAUCUUCUGCUCCAGAUGUUCUGGGGUUUAAUACUUUUAUUUUUGUGCAUUUAAUAUGUAAAUAUUGAUGUUUAUUUUAUUUCUUUUGUUCCUGAUGAUGUUCUCUUCAC
This is a messenger RNA of Epinephelus fuscoguttatus (brown-marbled grouper), 1847 nucleotides long. RefSeq names its product motor neuron and pancreas homeobox 2b (gene mnx2b). Bases 339 to 1313 code for a protein of 324 amino acids. Gene Ontology annotation, cellular component: nucleus. Lineage: Eukaryota; Metazoa; Chordata; Actinopteri; Perciformes; Serranidae. The transcript is spliced from 3 exons. The record is from RefSeq and is a predicted model, not a curated record. Gene Ontology annotation, molecular function: DNA-binding transcription factor activity, RNA polymerase II-specific; sequence-specific double-stranded DNA binding. Gene Ontology annotation, biological process: spinal cord motor neuron cell fate specification; regulation of DNA-templated transcription; central nervous system development.